GUCUGUCACUCACGCACGUGGUCUGCUUAAAUAUUGUUCUUUUUCAGUCGGGCAGAAUUAUUCGUUCUUUUUAUUUGCAUCGUCAAAUAGUGCUUAAUUCUUUUAUACACUGGUUUAGUUAUCAACUGUUUAUAUUUAAAAUGAAAGAAACACCGCUAUCGAUUUGUGAGAAACAAACUGUAAUCCAAGGCGUCAAAGAAGGACAAAGAGUUGACGGGCGUAGUCUCUCGGAACAGAGAAAGACUUGUAUUACAUUUGGAACAGAAUGGGGAUGCUGCCAGGUCCUUCUUGGAAACACAAGGGUGAUGGCACAAGUUUCUUGCAGUGUCCAAGUCCCGAAAUCAUCAAGAGCAAAUGAAGGCAUGCUGUUUAUCAAUGUUGAAAUGUCUACUAUGGCAGCUGAACAUUUUGAAGCUGGCAGAUUAGGACAACAAGGCAUUGAAGUCAAUAGGCUAGUUGAAAGGUGCAUUAAAGAUUCCCGCUGCAUUGAUUUGGAGAGCCUAUGCAUUUUGGUUGAGGAACAAGCUUGGGAAGUGAGAGUUGACAUACAUGUACUAAACCAUGAAGGAAAUCUGAUUGAUGCUGCCACUUUGGCUGCUCUAGGCGCUCUUUGUCACUUUAAAAGACCGGAUGUAACUCUCGAUGGUCGGGAUGUUAUCAUCCAUCAGCUAGAUGAAAGGGAUCCAGUUCCACUCACUAUCCUACAUCAUCCUUUAACUCUUUCCUUUGCUCUCUUUAACCAAGGGAAAAUUUGCGUCUUGGACCCAACAAAUUUAGAAGAACGUUCUGCCGAUGGAAAACUUGUGAUGGGUUUAAAUGCGUACCGAGAACUUUGCACAUUACAGAUAUCUGGCGAUGGGGUGUUUAUCCAUAAAGAAGCAGUUAUAUCGUGUGCGAAUGUGGCAGCAUCAAGAGCUGUUCAAAUGGUUGAAAUGUUAAAAAAAUCUCUGGCUGACGAUGCCGCCGAAAGAGCCAAAGGAAAGUACAGUGGGUUAGUUGCUAGCGUAGCGCUGGAAACAGAAAGAAUCACCACUCAGUCUCAGGCCGAAGUGUAUUUCAAGGCGCCACAUCAUAAGGCUAAAGUAUCGAAAAAAGAACCUUCGGCAAUCACGAAGACGAAACUUGUAAACGAUCAAGGAGUUGUGACAUUAGAAACCUCUUGCGAUACGUCCAGCAGCGAAAGUGAGAUGGAAGUUGAACCACUCCCACCUGUGGCAGUAAAAAAGAGGGUCUACGAAGAAAUAGAUGUUGGAAAUGAUAGUGAAGAGGAGCCUGUCAUUAUGGUAACCAGCGAACUUACGUAAAAUGACUAUGACGCACCGAUUAAACCUUUCGUUCGAAUGUAUUUGAAUUUACAAGGUUAAAUUAAUAAUUAAAACAUGCCAAGGAGAAAACAA
Molecule: messenger RNA, 1397 nt
Organism: Daphnia pulicaria
Lineage: Eukaryota; Metazoa; Arthropoda; Branchiopoda; Diplostraca; Daphniidae
Gene: Rrp45
Product: exosome complex component RRP45-like
Exons: 8
Coding region: 141-1304 (387 amino acids)
Biological process (GO): U1 snRNA 3'-end processing; nuclear mRNA surveillance; nuclear polyadenylation-dependent mRNA catabolic process
Cellular component (GO): cytoplasmic exosome (RNase complex); nuclear exosome (RNase complex)
Source: RefSeq, a predicted model, not a curated record